Vittaforma corneae ATCC 50505 is the source of this 549-nucleotide messenger RNA. RefSeq lists its product as uncharacterized. The transcript has a single exon. The record is from RefSeq and is a predicted model, not a curated record. NCBI's taxonomy places the organism in Eukaryota, Fungi, Microsporidia, Nosematidae. The coding region runs from base 1 to 549 and encodes 182 amino acids.
AUGGAACAUAAGCUUGGUAGAAUUCAAGAACUUAUAAAUGAAAUCAAAGUUCUAAGGGAAGUAAAUAGCACUUUACAUAGACAGAUCAACUCGUUGCAAUCACAAGUAUAUGAUAAAGAAUAUGAAAUAGGGAGUUUAAACACAAAAAUCGAUAGACUGCAGUCAAGCAUUGGUUUUUUAGAAGCUGAAAGAACAGGAAUCCAGAAAAAAAUGGAUAAUAAAGUAAAAAAUCUUGAAAAUGAGAUUAGAAAAAACGGAAUAUUUAAUCAAAGAGUAAUGGCAACAUCAAGGACAAAAAAAGAAUACUUAAUGAUACAAGAAAUGGAUUCAUUGAGAAAAGUAAAUAGAAUAUUAUUGGGGUUUGUUGAAAUAUUAAGCAAAACUUUUGCCUUUGACAGCGACCUUUUAAAGACUUUGGUAAGUGUUGCCGAAGGAGUGGAUGAUAGGAUAUUACAGCUAUUUUUGGAUGGAUUAAAACAAAGAAUAAAAGAGGAAGGUAUACCUGUAAAUGUAAUAGAGGCUAAUGAUCAGAUAUCCAAAGCCAACUAG